UUCUCACACACACACCAGUGUCGCCCGUACACCUGUCUUCCUGCCUGCACUGUAUUCUUCGACUUUCUUUUUUCAGUUGUGGAUUUGUGUGAAGUAAAUUGGGGUUUCGAAUUCGAAACGCCCCCUGAUUUUUUUGCUUCUUUUAUUUUUUUGGAUAUCGGUGCUGGAUUAUUGAUUUGGAAGCUUGUUGCUCAUCUUUAGAAGAUCCCUGCAGACACUUGGAGCUAAUUUCUAGUUAGGAAUCUGCUAUGGAAAGAGAUCAUGGAGUAGUUGAGAAGUAAUUUAUUAUCGAGAUAGUUCAAUUGAUGCUUGGAAGUGAUUUUUGAUUGAGAAUUCUUUCCUAUGUUUCAUGGGGGACAGGGAUGAGAAGAAAAUAUCGAAAACUUUAGGAAUGGAUAACCUGUCUUUGAGUAUUCCAAUGAAUCAAUUUUCACGAGAUUUAUUACAGAGAUUUAUGGGAAGUGUUGGUGAAUCCGGCACGGUGAGUGAAGAGGAUGGAGAAGUUGAGCUGAACCUCGGGCUUUCGUUGGGCGGAAGAUUCGGUGUAGACAGGAGUUCAAGCACGUUGAAGAGGUCUUCUUCCAUUGCAAGCUGUUUACCUCUGGUUAGAGAUGAUAACAGUGACGCCGCAGCGUCGACGGCCGCCCCGCAGUAUACAGGGCUGGCGAGAACGUCUUCGCUGCCAUUGGAGGCCGAAGAGGAGUGGAGAAACAGGAAGGAGAGGCAAACCUUGAGAAGAAUGGAGGCAAAGAGGAGGAGGUCCGAGAAACAGAGGAGUUUGAAGGGUGAGAAAGGAGGAGAAGGAAAUGGUGGCUCUAGAAGCUCUGGUUUUGAGGUGAAGAAAGAAAUUGAUCUGAGAGAAAAGUUCUUGGCUUCAGUGAAGAAGACAGAUUCAGGAGGUGGAUUAGAUGUGAUUGUGGUGAAAGGGAAGGGAAGAUGUGUGGGAACUGAGUGGAACCAUGGAUUUGGGAAUCUGCCAUCCCAAGGGUCAGUUGAAUCCAAGGGAGGGAGUUCUUCGAAUUUGUCGGAUCUCGGCAGCAAAACUCCGCAAGGAUCUAGUGGCGAGCCGAGCCCUCCUGCUGCCCAAUCAGCGCAAGAACCGCACAAUCUGGACAGCGCCACAUCAGCCUCCAAAACAAGAGAAACUAUGACCAUUACGACAGGAUCUAAGCCAGAGAGCACAUGUAAGAAGGCGACCACAUCGACAGCAACACAAGGGGCGCGCCCACUAGAAGACAUGCCAUUUGUGUUCACAAAAGGAGACGGUCCCAACGGCAGAAGAGUGGAAGGCAUACUGUACAAAUACAGCAAAGGUCAAGAAGUGAGGAUAAUGUGCAUAUGCCACGGCACAUUCCAUUCCCCAGCUGAGUUCAUCACACACGCCGGAGGGACCGCCGUCGAUCAUCCUCUCAAGCAUAUAGUUGUCAACCCCAACACCGCUCCCCUGGUGUAAAAUGACGCCGCCCCUGCCGGAAAAAUCUCCGGCGGGGGGUUUUUGUGUUGAAAUUUUUUGUAAACUGAAUCAAAGUUAGAGUAUGUGAUGGCAAUAAAUUUAAGAUUCUUAUGGUUAGA
Andrographis paniculata is the source of this 1572-nucleotide messenger RNA. Its product is annotated as ninja-family protein AFP2-like. Gene Ontology annotation, cellular component: nucleus. The coding region runs from base 350 to 1453 and encodes 367 amino acids. The record is from RefSeq and is a predicted model, not a curated record. Lineage: Eukaryota; Viridiplantae; Streptophyta; Magnoliopsida; Lamiales; Acanthaceae. Gene Ontology annotation, biological process: negative regulation of DNA-templated transcription; signal transduction; response to abscisic acid. The transcript has 3 exons.